CAACAGCAGCAGCAACAUGUGGUCCAGUGGAGGACAGAGCAGGUAGAGAACAUAGGUGAGAGAGAAGGAGAUUGAGAGACGGACCUAAACCUGAAAUCCAAAAGCAAGCUAUAAACAAAAAAGUUGUCAACUCUGUUAAGUUGAUGGAAAAGUUCUUACAUUUUCUUAGAUUGUCUCCUUGGGUAAUGGCUUCAGAUAAGUAAAGGUUAAUAAUAAGAUCAAUACUUAAUGAGGUUGAUAUUUUUCUCGGAGAUGUUUGUCGCUUUGGAGAAAAGCAUCCGCUAAACAAAUAACUAAGUGUAAAUAAUAACUUGUCUCGUAAGUCACCGGAAUGCCGUCAAUCACGCGGAGAGCCCACCAGGUUCUGGAUGAGUCUGGAGGAGAGGCCUCCCCCGAGGCCCCGGAUCGCUUCCGAAAGUCACGCUCCUCGAGCUCCCUCGACUCCCUGCGAAUGUCCCUGAGGAAGCGGCUGCCUUUGAAGACGGUGCCGUUCAACAUCAAUGAGAACUUGAGCUGGGAGUCCCUGCAGGAGAACCGAAAAACGAGCACCAUCCGCCUACUGACCCGGAGCGCUCAGAACUCCAUCGGGGGUGUGUACCAGAAGCUGCAGAAGAGAGGAGAGGAGCGUUUGGUGGUGACCCCCUGUGCGUCACCUGGGGGUUUGGAAAACAGCAACUCUCCAGGUGGCCCUGAGCAGCUCGCUCACUCUGCUGUGGUCACUCCAAGACGGGUCACCCAACGCACCCCCAGAUCAAGCACCCAGAAGACACCACUGGCUGCCCGGACCUCAGCGCAGGCAGGAGGACCUUCGACACUUAGGGGUGGACGCUCAAGGAGGCAGCUGGUGCGGAUGGCGGCGCUGAGGAGUCCAUUUGCCUCCUCUGAUGCCCAAAUCCGCAGGCGGCAAUCUGACGAGGAGCUGGAGUCUUUGUCCAGUGAUCUCAGGAAAUUAGGGGGCUUCUCUCGUGGACGUGAUGGAGCCCUUAGGGGCGAUGAACAAACCCUUGACCUGGAGAACUACUGGUAAGACAGGAUAACGCGGGUGGCCUCUCCAGGAGAAUCGGUCCACAGUGACACUGCUUCGUCAAACGUCCAUGAGUUGAAAGGAAAGUAGAUGUUUUGGGACUGAUGCUCAUCCUACCAUAUGUAUUAUAUACAAAUGCUGCCUCAGAUCUCUCCAUUCAUUGUCUUUUUUUGAAAUUGAGAUUUUUACUAUUUUUUAUCAAGCUGUACCUUACA
Scleropages formosus (Asian bonytongue) is the source of this 1239-nucleotide messenger RNA. RefSeq names its product protein PIMREG-like. The transcript is spliced from 4 exons. Bases 332 to 1027 code for a protein of 231 amino acids. The record is from RefSeq and is a predicted model, not a curated record. NCBI's taxonomy places the organism in Eukaryota, Metazoa, Chordata, Actinopteri, Osteoglossiformes, Osteoglossidae.